This is a messenger RNA of Leptopilina boulardi, 944 nucleotides long. RefSeq names its product zinc finger protein 425-like. The coding region runs from base 1 to 687 and encodes 228 amino acids. Gene Ontology annotation, cellular component: nucleus. The transcript has 2 exons. Gene Ontology annotation, molecular function: RNA polymerase II transcription regulatory region sequence-specific DNA binding; DNA-binding transcription factor activity, RNA polymerase II-specific. The record is from RefSeq and is a predicted model, not a curated record. Lineage: Eukaryota; Metazoa; Arthropoda; Insecta; Hymenoptera; Figitidae. Gene Ontology annotation, biological process: regulation of transcription by RNA polymerase II.
AUGGAUAUUGAAGAUGAUUGUCCACCUGAAGAUAUUUCUCAUCUUGGCUUUUUUCAUCAUGUACAACAACAACAAUCAUCAAGUAGCAGCAAUGUAGCCGAUUUAUUUCCAUGCGAUAAAUGCGGUGUUAAAUUUGCCAGAAGAGAUGUACUUUUUGAUCAUAUAUUUAGUGAACAUUUUGAUCAAAAAUUAACGCCAAAAAAAGAAUUCCCUUGUGAAAAUUGUCAUCGAAGUUAUACAUCGCGAAGUAAUUUACGUCGUCAUCAAAGACAAGAAUGUAAUACAGAACCACAAUUUGUUUGUCCAUUUUGUUUUCCUUUACCACAUGUGGAGUUCAACUAUUUGUUGCAUUCUUCAUCAUCAAACGAGAGUUCAAGCAUAUUUACUGGUAAAAAUAUAAACGAAGGAACAAGUUCUUCUUCAAAAUAUUAUUCGCCAACGAAAAUUCAAAGUAAUUCAGAAAAAUCAUCAGUGAAGAAACCAUUUAAAUGUCCAAAAUGUGAUCGUACAUUUGCCGUUAAAGGAAAUAUGAAUAGACAUCUUAAAUAUGAAUGUAAUCAAGCGCCAAAAUUUUCCUGUCCCUAUUGUUAUUUUCGCUCGAAACAAAGUUCUAAUGUUCUUGCACACAUUAGAGCACGUCACAGUGGUCAAAAUGCUUAUGUUAUUAACCUAAGGAACGAGACAUAAGAAAGAAAAAAAAAUGUAAUAACAAUUUAAAAAUUUAUUUAUUAAAUAAAUAUUAAAAAAUUUCUUUUUUUAAAAAAUAAUUGUAUGGGCUAGAUAUUAAAAACAAAAUUUUCAAAUUUUAAUUAUAUUUAAUCUAAAUAGUUUCAUUUAAAAAAAAAAGAAAAAAAAAUUGUGAUUUAUUAUAAUACUGAAUAAAAUUUAAGCGUCGAAAAACUAUUUAUAAUAUGAUUUUAAAAGCCCUUGCAUGGUUUUUUUUC